Dinoponera quadriceps is the source of this 574-nucleotide messenger RNA. RefSeq lists its product as uncharacterized. Bases 36 to 434 code for a protein of 132 amino acids. The transcript has 2 exons. The record is from RefSeq and is a predicted model, not a curated record. Lineage: Eukaryota; Metazoa; Arthropoda; Insecta; Hymenoptera; Formicidae.
CACUUGCGGUGAAAAGACGUGCUACCCACGUCAACAUGCUUUUGUUACCGGAACGCCAGCGACGUGUUACGCACGUCGUUGAGCGAUUGUUGCAGAAAGAUAAAAGACGUGCGUGGCACGUCCACUGUUCAAUAAAAUUCUUUACCGAGGCACAGUUUCUGCUUGCUCUUCAUCGUGUAAAGUUAUCAGUAUUGACCCCAGACUAUAAAAUGGAAAGUGAUAGCGAAGCCAGUGAUAUUAUUUCUAUAAAUAAACGGAGAAGACAAGACAAUGUAGAGUCUGACAGUGAUUUAGAACAAAUUGUUUUUCCAAGUCGGAAUCGGCGUAGAAUUCUAUCGGACGACGAGGAAGAUGUUCAGAAUGAGAAUAGAGAAAGGAAUGUUUCAUCCCAGGAAUGGAUUUGGAAAGACGCGGAAAAUAUAACGCAAUAUUGAUACAGAUGUAAUUUUAUCCUUCUGCCUCUCUAUAUUCUCUUCGUGAACCCUCCCGCUGAACGCUGCCUGAAUGCGCCGCGAAGUGAUUCCCGCUCGAUUGUUUUGCUACGCGCAACCGAGAAUCUCUUUGCACCGCAAGU